Molecule: messenger RNA, 2367 nt
Organism: Amoebophrya sp. A25
Lineage: Eukaryota; Dinophyceae; Syndiniales; Amoebophryaceae
Source: the annotation of a GenBank genome assembly
CGGUGUUGCAGAUUCCGACGACGACUUUUUUUCUGCACUACUCCGCGAUGAAUCCGGUUCCAGGACCAGUUCUAGUGCUAAUCAACAAAGUCAGAAGUCUUCAACGUCCUCAACAAAUACCACAACGUCAUCAAUUUCGCGUAUGACCUUGGAUAGUAAUGGGAGCACGCAAGAAGAGAUCACGAACUGCAAAUUGCGCAUCUACAUCGAAAAGAGCAAUCGCGCAGCCUGGCUAGAGUUCGCCUACGAGGUGGAUGGUUGGCCGAUGAAGAAAGAGAGACCUUUGGCAUACAACAACAACGACAUUCGAGCUGUGCGGAUUGUGAAGAUUAUGGUGAAUAGGAGAUCAGUUUAUUUUUCACUAUAUUUGCUCGGAAUAGAUAUAGAAUUAAUUUGAUCUUUUUGAAAAUUUCUUGCUCUUUUUCCUGAUAGAUUCAUGAACUCACAUUCCUCGACCUCGUCUAACUCUAAGCAAAGCACCUCUUCUGCGAACACUUUGGAGUUGGAUUUGGUCACAGCACUCGGCUUCAUGGGCCAGACGUGUCGGCCGCGCAAGUUCGUCUUCACUUUUUCCUGUGGGACUGACCGCGACGCUUUUCUCUCCACGUUGCAGUCUUUGCGGAGCUUUCGUUUCGGUCAAGAAGACGACGUCCUAGUCGAACAUCAAUAUCACGAGUGGAAGCUAAAUUUGAAUCAGAACGACGAAAAUCUCAGUGUCUGGGACCGUCGUGACGAACUAUGCCGCAUCGUGAAGAGCGAAGAAAUUCACACGCGGAUGAAAAAGCUGGUAUUGGAACGAUCGAGUAUUUUGCAGGAAGAAGAAAUGCGUUUUUCGAAAAUGGUUAUGCCGAGUUUAGAAGAAGCAGACGACCUGCUAGAUCAUGAUCAGGAUCAUGUUGAUAACGACAAAAGUGGACUACACGAGGAGGCGAUAUCCUUGUGGCGCAAGUUUGAUCUUUUCGAAGGGCUACUAGCCAAUUUGCGGAAUGUGGACUUGAUGCCAGCUGAAGAAUUCGGCUGCAUGGCUGUUGACGGCGACGAAGAGGAAGGAGAAGAAGAAAUCAUAGUGGAAAACUUCUAUGCAAUCGUACCGAUCAAUGAUGGAGGUAGUGUUUGAUUUUGGAAGGUUGAAGCUGUAGUAGGUCUUCUCAAAUUUGCAAAUAUAAUGAAAAUGUAAGGAUUUGUUGUUCAUGUUUGUUUGUUGAGGAGUGAAUUUCUCACGUGUUUUGAUGACCAUUUUUGCAUUUGUAAUGUCGUAGUUGAUAAGCUGAAGCUACUGCUGGGCAUGGGCUAGACCCUAGACGUCCAGUAUUUCAGAACUUUUUUUCAAAAUCUCUUCACACAUAUUUCAAUUGCCAUAUGAUGCAUCUAAGAUUAGGACCGACAAUACAGCAGCACCGGGAUGUGCUGAUUACUGAGUUGUACUGACAUUAUCUUAUCAUGAAAGAAAUGUUGAGGUUGUAGAACUAAUCGAACAAAUAGAGCUGAUGCAUGAUUGAAUCUUUCGUAUUCGUUGACCUACAAAAUCAAGUUUUGCAAUCGAACUUUUUUUUUACCGAUAGAUAAGAGCAGCAUGAUAACAUGAUCUUUUAGAACGACUAUGACUGAAGUACUUCAGUGAAGUACUUCCUUGCUUGAUAGUAGAACAAGGUAGCUGUAAGAAGUCAAGUGAUGAGUCAAUUCUGCACUCGCAUAGCCAUUGCCAUAGUAUAUGAUCUGUUUGAUGUCGAUUCCUCCUAGCAGUGGGAGUUGCUUAGUAACAAGAAUUCUAAGAAAGAAAGUCGUAACAAGAAAAACGAGUUUUGUGCAUAAGUAAGAAAUAGUUUUGGUAACAUCUCAGUUCUGGAAGUUCGGAUAUGGACCAAGUUCUUUUAUCCAUCUUUCAUGAGUACAGGACUUGCAGGUCGUUGCUCUACUUUGUGAGCUAAAGGUUGUUGAUUUCUCUCCACGAGAAGAUGUUUGUACAUUUUUGUAUUUUUGCAGUAGAAGUUGAAGUAUAAGUUGUAUAUGUUUGAGUUAAGCUGUACCAGCAGUAGUAGUAGUAGUAGUUGGCCUCUAAGGACUCAAACUCUAUUCGAAUAAUGUAGUUCUUGUAAUCGAGCAGGUAGAGUUCGUGAGUAGCUAAACAACUUAGUUAGGGUCUUUUAGGUUUGAAAAGAAGAUAGAGUUAGACGGGCUGUGUGGCUGAGCUGUUAUUUCAGAAUUGUAUACUCCUGUGUGAAAAUAGAACGCUGAUGAACAACAGAGAAUCCUGCAUCUCAAAUACAACUGUUGAUCUUGUUGUGUGAAAAUGAAUAUAUAUAAAAUCCUAAAGAUAUCUCCGAAGUUAAGCUUGAGAUGCUUUAUGGUGCUUUCGAAGCCGAUGAC